CUGCGCUGCACACGUUUGUUUUUCAGUGUAGAUAAUUAUUUAUAUUAUACUUGCUGUCUAGCCAACAUGUAACGGCUUUCAGUGUUCAAAAUAAUUAUUCAUUGUUGAGGAAAAAUACGCCAGUCCUCUACUGUACUUCGGAGCUAACAUUUCCUCUGCUGAACCACCUCAAGUCUCACCAUGAAUGUUACCAAGAGCGGUUAUCGUGUUUUCUCGGCAAACUCCACUGCCGCAUGUACAGAACUGGCCAAGAAGAUAACAGAGCGUCUGGGAGUCGAGUUGGGCAAGUCUGUCGUCUUUCAAGCAUCGAAUAGAGAGACAAGAGUGGAUGUAAAAGAAUCGGUCCGUGGACAGACAAUCUUCAUCAUUCAGACCAUACCACGAGAUGUGAACACGGCCAUUAUGGAGCUGCUAGUGAUGGCGUACGCCCUGAAGACGUCCUGCGCUAAGAACAUCAUCGGCGUCAUCCCGUACUUCCCCUACAGCAAGCAGUGCAAGAUGAGGAAGAGGGGAUCCAUUGUGUGUAAACUCCUGGCCUCCAUGUUGGCUAAAGCAGGUUUAACUCACAUCAUCACCAUGGACCUGCACCAGAAAGAGGUCCAGGGAUUCUUCAGCUUCCCGGUGGACAACCUGCGCGCCUCCCCCUUCCUGCUGCAGUACAUCCAGGAAGAGAUUCCUGAUUAUCGAAACGCCAUCAUCGUGGCCAAGUCACCAUCUGCAGCCAAACGAGCCCAGUCCUACGCUGAGAGGCUGCGUCUGGGCCUGGCCGUGAUGCACGGGGAGGCCCAGUGCGCUGAGUCGGACAUGGCCGAUGGACGGCACUCGCCCCCCUGCGUACGCAACCCCACCGGACACCCGGGGCUGGAGCUUCCUUCAGGCAAACAGCAGGCUCCGUUCCCUGGCAUAGAGCUCCCAAUGAUGAUGGCCAAGGAGAAGCCUCCAAUCACUGUGGUCGGAGAUGUCGGAGGACGCAUCGCCAUCAUUGUGGAUGACAUCAUAGACGACGUGGAGGACUUUGUCGCGGCGGCAGAGAUCCUGAAGGAGCGUGGGGCGUAUAAGAUCUACAUCAUGGCCACCCACGGCCUGCUGUCUGCAGACGCCCCGCGCCUCAUAGAGGAGUCCGCCAUCGACGAGGUGGUGGUUACCAACACAGUGCCCCAUGAGGUGCAGAAGCUCCAGUGUCCCAAGAUCAAGACGGUGGACGUCAGCAUGAUCCUGGCCGAGGCCAUCCGACGAAUCAACAACGGAGAGUCCAUGGCCUACCUGUUCCGCAACAUCACCGUGGAUGACUAGCGGAGACAGAGGUAGCGGGUUGAGAGAUGCAGCGGGAGCUGGGAGAGAGGGAUAUAAGAGAGAGGGGGGAGAUGAGAGAGUAGACAACAGAGAGAGGGAUAUGGAGAGAGGCAGAGCGUUGAAGAAAGUGGAAUGAAAUGAGAGAGGGGAGAGACUGACAGCAUAAAGAGACGGAGAUGAAAGAGGGCAGCGAGAGGAAGUCUGUGGAAAUGGCCAAGGCACACUAUUGUCAUGUUGCGUGUUCACUUCACCUCAAGAUAAAAUUUAUCUAAGCUCUUAACGCUAAAGUUACCCAUGAUGCACUUACUUUCAAUGGUCAAAACCAGCAACUGAAUUGCUCUAAAGUAGAGAGGUCUCAGUGUUUGUGAUUGGCCGGCAAAGCCAAGCUUUUGAAAACCUGAAAACAGCAGCAAGACUCGUAGAACGCUUCGUUUAAUGUCUUAUUAAUUUACUCUAAUAUUUGGUUUCCCUCUAUGAUAUCAGCACAUACGAAGAUUAACAUGCUGUCUAAUAUGCUGACUCGCUACUGAGUAAUAAACUUUCGACGGUCAACGAAAAGUAAAGUUUGUGUGAUGUUUUGAAGACCUGGACUUUUGGCUGGAGUUCCUGUGUGCCAGAUAAAUGUUUUUCUUUCUGUUUUUUUGUUUUUUGCCCUUGUGGUUCAGGGAUGUGUCUAUCACUGUGACUUCACUUGGAGAAUAGACUGCUUUCGCGACAAGCAGGGUCCCUCCUCUAAUAUCCACUUAAACCAAAUGCUGUUUAUGCACCAAAUUCUCUUUCUUAUUUUAGGAUUUGCGUCAUUUGGCACGUAUGAUUUGUGAGGAUGUUUAUCAUGUAUGGCGUCAAUAAUAAACACAUUUCGAUGUUUUUACCGGCUCCUGGCUGAUAUCGGUACUGAGCUGUCCUUGUACUGAAGUGAUGUGUUUGUCAAUAUACUUGAUUAAACAGUGGCUGCCAAAGCCAAGAGUGAAUUCAUGCUCCUUUCAAAAUUGAGUUAAAUUUGUAAUGCUUUUAUACAUGGCUGCUUAUCACUAUUUCUACGCCAACCCGUUUUUCAAUUUGAUUGUACUUGCAUGAUAUGAGCAAUACAAAGUGCUGGAGGAUAACGCAUAAAAGCAAAAUUAUUUUUAUUUACAAUGUUGUUCUCAAUGGAAGUAUAUAGUAAGGCAACAAGUAAUGGCAACAAUGACAACAUACAUCAACUGGCAUCAUUAUUUGCAAUACUAUUACAACUAUUGUUUGAUAGGAUUGCUAAAAUAUAAAUGGGAUUACCUGCUAAAAGAUAAGUACAGUUUUACAUUUGUUUAAUAAAUAGGGAAUAGUAGUCUAGAAAUUAAAUGUAUUGCCCUACCAGCGUCUAUUCCAUAGAAAGGGUUUUAGCUGUGUUUGGAAUGUCUGCUUGGACCGGGAAAGCUUAUUGUCUCAGGGAAGCUUAUUUCACAUUUGUGGAAUAGCCUUGUAUGGAUGUAUUGAUUCUACAAUUAUGUGUAUCGGUCUGUUAUAUAAAUUACUGAAAGAUGAGUCAAUAGCGUUUUGGUGUUGUGCUCUAAAAGCUCUUUGUGAAAGCAAAUUAAAUCUUUAUUAAGAAAUUAAGUGAGGAAGAAAUGAUCCCAUCUACAUAUUGGAAAGUUAAAUCAAUUAAGUAUUGUUUGAAAAGGGCAAUGCUAAGUAUCUUUUCAGGCCUGGUGGCAAUCGAGAUUCCUUGUACAAUCCCCACUGUACACAGUUUGAAAAUGAAAUAUUGGCUUUGAUUAUAUAAACACAGUAAGCAGCACACGGUAGGCCUACCAAAAAUACUUGUUUUAUUGUAUUAUCGUGUUCCUAGUCAGUAAAGUAAAGUGAGCUUGGUUUUAAAUGAGGCACACUUUCUGUCAAACAGACGAUAUAAUUCCUAUCUACUAGGCUGUUAUUCUCAAAAAUAACGCUAGUAUACUCAUGCAUAGAGGAAUAUAAUUAUUUAUUUAUAUGAUUACAAUUUCUCAUAUUUCUGCAUUCCUCUAAUUAUAUGAUUAAUCCAUCCACAUGCAACUCGUUGCCAUGUGAAUUUCAAACAGUUUAGCCUGUUGGUACUCCAGCUGCAGUUUAGUGACGCAUCGUUGAAGUAGAUCUGAGCACCAUAACCACCAGUCCACCACGACAUUGCCCCAGACCCUGUACUUGUUCCAAACAUCUCAGAGGUUCAAGUAAGCCUGAGGAGCUUCGACCAAGUCCAGGGGCAGAGACACUAUGGGGCCUAAACUGCAGAGAAACACAAAGACAUAUCGACGUCAAACAUGAUAGUUUUGGCCUUUCUACUCCUAGGAGUCAUGAGGAAACGCAUAAAAGAUUUUAGAAGUUGUCCAGAUAUCAAAACAUAUUUUUUUUUACUUACAGCAGGGUUGUGUAGUAAGGUUGUCGAUUCCAACCAAAAAGGCGCCAUAUAGAAAGAUGCCUUACCCCUUCCUUCUGUGCCGUCAUUGACUAAAUUGACAAGUCGCUUUGCAUAAAAGCAUCUUUCAAACAAAACAAAAUACGAAAGUCUGCUAAAUAAACAAAUAGUGACUAGCAUGUUCUUAUAAGUUAAGCAGAAAAGGCUCUUGUCCAAUACCUGAGCUUGUGGCGUGACAUGCUGCCGUGUGUCUGGGGAGAGAAAGGAGUGUUUGAAAUCAGGAGUGUGGCUAGGACGGUCGUGGCAGCUGUGAGUUAACCUCUGCAGAAAGAGGAAGCAGGCACCUGACAAGCACAGGUCACUUCCCUCUCGGAGGUGAGGGUAACAAAGCACCUUGUUGCUAUACAUGGCUCCAGAGAGGAACCGUUACUGCCUGUCUGUCUGCCUUUAAUUCCAUUUGCCUGGGUGUCGGCCUCUCUUCGUCAACCGCUUCUAACUGGCCUGGCAGGUCAAUCAGUCU
Gadus chalcogrammus (walleye pollock) is the source of this 4181-nucleotide messenger RNA. Its product is annotated as phosphoribosyl pyrophosphate synthase-associated protein 1. The record is from RefSeq and is a predicted model, not a curated record. Bases 181 to 1293 code for a protein of 370 amino acids. The transcript is spliced from 12 exons. Gene Ontology annotation, cellular component: cytoplasm; ribose phosphate diphosphokinase complex. NCBI's taxonomy places the organism in Eukaryota, Metazoa, Chordata, Actinopteri, Gadiformes, Gadidae. Gene Ontology annotation, molecular function: ribose phosphate diphosphokinase activity; magnesium ion binding. Gene Ontology annotation, biological process: 5-phosphoribose 1-diphosphate biosynthetic process; purine nucleotide biosynthetic process.